AUGGACGUCCCGCCGCCGGCCGGCAAGAUCGCGGCGCUGUCGCUCGGCGCACUGCCGGUGUCCUGCGCGCUCAACCUCGCCUCGGCGCUCUCGCACCCCCUGGGGAUGGCAUUGAUGAGCGCCUUGAUCCUGGGUCUGCUCUUGGUGGCUAUCUACAGCUUGUCCCAUGGUGAGAUCUCCUAUGACCCACUCUACGCUGUCUUCGCGGUCUUCGCCUUCACCUCCCUGGUGGACCUCUUCAUAGCUCUCCAGGAAGAUGGCUACGUGGUGGGCUUCAUGGACUUCUACACCAAAGAGGGUGAGCCGUACCUGCGCACAGCCCACGGAGUCUUCAUCUGCUACUGGGAUGGCACCAUCCACUACCUCCUCUACCUGGCCAUGGCCGGCGCCAUCCACAGAAGGAAAAGAUACCGGAACCUUGGACUCUAUUGGCUGGGAUCCUUCACCAUGAGCAUCCUGGUGUUCCUCCCAGGAAACAUUCUUGGAAAAUACAGCUCAGAGAUCCGGCCUGCCUUCUUCCUAGCCAUCCCCUACAUGUUGGUCCCAUGCUGGGCCGGCAUGAGGGUCUUCAACCAGUCUCGGGCACCAACCUACUGCACCCCCAACAUGGUGCAGGAGGAGCAAAAAAAGGGUCUCCUGCAGCGCCCGGCUGACCUGGCCCUCAUCAUAUACCUCAUCCUCGCUGGCUUCUUCACCCUUUUCCGGGGCCUGGUGGUGCUUGACUGCCCCACGGAUGCCUGCUUUGUCUACAUCUACCAGUAUGAGCCAUACCUGCGGGACCCUGUGGCUUAUCCAAAGGUGCAGAUGCUGGUGUUUAUGUUCUACGUUCUGCCUUUUUACGGCCUGGCCACCUAUGCCCUCAUCUUCCCUGGUUGCUCCUGGCUGCCUGACUGGGCCUUGGUGUUUGCUGGAGCCAUUGGCCAGGCACAGUUCUCCCACAUGGGUGCUUCCAUGCACCUGCGCACACCCUUCACCUACCGUGUGCCUGAGGAUGCCUGGGCCUGCUUCUUCGUGUGCAACCUGCUGUAUGCUCUGGGCCCCCACCUGCUGGCCUACCGCUGCCUGCAGCGGCCUGCCUUCUUCCUUUGCUCGCCGACCCCCAGCCCCCCAGCCCACCACAAGAAGCAGCACUGAGGGGGCUGUGGGGCUCCCCAUUACUCUGUUUACACACCCAGCCAAUCCUGUCCCAGGAAGGAUGGGUUGAGACUUUUAGAUGCAGGAGGAUGUCUCUGGUGUAUUCAAUCCUGGCUGUGGUGAUUUCCAGCCAGUGGGUGGGACGGGAGACCAACCACCAGGUGUUCCUGCAAAGAGAGUCUUCAUCAGCUGUCACCAUGCCCAAACCCCUACACGGACUCUUCUGCUUCCUCCCAAAAUUUACCCAUCAUCCUCGAUGGAUCCUUUUAGUAAAAAGCCUUUUGAUGUCCAAAA
This is a messenger RNA of Galeopterus variegatus (Sunda flying lemur), 1428 nucleotides long. RefSeq names its product transmembrane 6 superfamily member 2 (gene TM6SF2). NCBI's taxonomy places the organism in Eukaryota, Metazoa, Chordata, Mammalia, Dermoptera, Cynocephalidae. Bases 1 to 1134 code for a protein of 377 amino acids. The record is from RefSeq and is a predicted model, not a curated record. Gene Ontology annotation, biological process: lipid homeostasis; regulation of lipid metabolic process. Gene Ontology annotation, cellular component: endoplasmic reticulum membrane; endoplasmic reticulum-Golgi intermediate compartment membrane. The transcript has 10 exons.